AUGCAUUUCAUUGAUACCCACGAAACUCUCGACUUGUCUAACCGAACUACUUUCUUUCAUGACAACGUUGUUGUCAUGGAAGUCGAUAAUCUUCUUGCCGGAUGGCCUACAUACACUAUUGAUUUCACACCUGAGCGUCCGGGACCAUUGAAGCUUGUUUUGCGCUUGAAGGAUGCUUCAAGCUAUCGGUCCACCGACGAUGAUGAUAGUGCAGACGAGGCGGAGGGAACAGGGAAAGUCGAAUGCACACCACCAGCCAUCAAGGAGGACCCGGAUGUUACCAUGGCCUGUGAGGCCACCUCCAAGGAUGGAACUCAGCACGUUAGUGCAAACCCUGUGCAACUACACGGCAUAUUCAAGGAAGGUGCUUCAAUUGUUCGCAUGCGGGAGAAGUUCACGCAGGAGAAUGAUCAUACUUGGCCCCCUCGACGCGGCUUCAGGAGGAUGGAUGCGGAACCACUCACUCGUGUUAGUUCCUUCAUGACGACACCUGCUGCUGUAGCGGCAUUAAAGUUAGAUUAA
Messenger RNA from Suillus plorans, 522 nucleotides. RefSeq lists its product as uncharacterized. The record is from RefSeq and is a predicted model, not a curated record. NCBI's taxonomy places the organism in Eukaryota, Fungi, Basidiomycota, Agaricomycetes, Boletales, Suillaceae. The coding region runs from base 1 to 522 and encodes 173 amino acids. The transcript is spliced from 3 exons.